UCGCGCAUCAGACGAUAACAAGAGUCCUUGAACGGCACUUCGAAGCUCCACCAACCCUGAAUGCAGCACGAAACUUCUCAUUUGUGACAUACGCCGUUGUUGUCUUGACUCGCUCUAUGAGGAAAAAAAUAUUUUAAGCAAAAAAAAAAAAAAAACGAGUCACUUUUCAUUCGCAUCUCCAUCGCUGCCAAAAAAGAGAUAACCUCGCAUCGCGGUGUCUGCAUCAACAAUGCCGCUGAGCGUGAACGGCGUUCUGUGCACGCUUGCACUGCUGCUCGUGUGGCGGGCUGAGGAGCUGACCGAGGCGUGCAGCUGCGCCCCGGUGCACCCGCAACAGGCAUUCUGCAAUGCCGACGUGGUGAUCCGAGCGAAGGUGGUUGGCGAACGAGAGGUCGACUCCGGCAACGACAUCUACGGGAACCCCAUCAAGAAGAUUCAGUAUGAAAUCAAGCAGAUCAAGAUGUUCAAAGGACCCAACCAGGACAUCGAUACCAUUUUCACCGCGCCCGUGUCGGCCGUGUGCGGCGUCACCCUGGACACCAGCGGCAAGAAGGAGUACUUGAUCUCUGGCAAGUCUGACACCGGUGGGCAAAUGCACGUGACGCUGUGCGAUUACAUCAUGCCCUGGGACUUCUUGAGCAACACCCAGAAGAAGAGUCUCACCCAACGCUACCAGAUGGGCUGCGAGUGCAAGAUUGUUCGCUGCCCUUCACUGCCCUGCGAGAUCUCGGCCCCCGAGGAGUGCCUGUGGACGGACCUGAUGAUCGAUAAGCAGGUGUACGGUCGUCAGGCCAACCACUACGCCUGCGUCAAGCGGGCCGACGGAUCCUGCUCCUGGUACCGCGGCGUGGCCCCGCCCAAGAAGGAGUUCCUGGACGCGGAGGACCCCUAGGGCCUUGCAAGUAUUAAUUCACACCCCCAUGGAAAAAAAAAAAAACAUCAGGCCAUUUUGAUUUAGAGGGGGGGUCUGUAGCCUCUCUGUGUUCAUUUUAAACCAAAUGAGGGUUCUUUGUUGUUGUCACGUUCGAGGCAUGAGACUGGUCAAGUGAUUUUUUUUUUUCCUCCUGAGGCUGGCGUCAGGAGGACAUAACUUUAGUUUUUUAUUUUUUUUGGGGAGGGGGGGCAGCAACAGAGCACUUCCUCUGAAGCUCUUUUUCUGUUAAGUCCAAACCAAUCGAUCCCUGAGCUGCGCAAGAUGAGUCACUUCAAUGACCUCCAUUUUAUCCAAAGCAAAUAUUCCAAGUUGCCUUUUUUUUAUUUUGCCAUUUUAUUUGUGUCCUUUUUUUUUUUUAAAAAAGCGCGCCCACGUCAGGCUCAUCUCCUUUCGAAACAACACAAUUCAGUAUUUUCGUUUGGUGACAAAUGACUCACUGGACCAGUCUAGGAUGUGCUUGUGUGCAUGUGUGUGAGAAUGUAUACAGCCAGAAAGGUCGACAUUUCUUUGCUCCCGUUUCCCAUGGAAUAUGUUAAAUGGGAGCAAGACUUAUAAUAAUAUACCACGUUCUAUUAAAUCAACUAAUAUUUGCGUCACCUUCUAAUCUGCAGUGUCCCACUCUACACCUAUGCAUUUUAGUCCUUACUUGACUAUUAUUUUUGAUGAAUUAUUCACUGCGUUAGUUUACUAGAUUUGCACUUUUUUUUACCCCCCCAUGCAGAAAGACCUGAACACUGAUUUCACAAUUAUUAGGAUUAGUAGGAUUGCUAUGCUUACGGCACGCGUUCACAGAGCUUCCCAGAGGCUUGUUGAAAGGAAUUAAGACAAAAAGGGAUUUUUUAAUUUUUAUUUCAUGGCUUAUACUAGUGUUCUUUAUUGAUUGUAUGUGCAUUUUCACCGUUUGCCAAUGUACGGAGGGUCCGGUGUGGCCGUGCCCCUCCUUUUCUACAUCUUUUCUCCAACCAAGUUACUCGCUACAGCGCUGCUUUAUACGCAAGGAAACAUAUGAAGAAAAAGAAAAACACACAAUUGCAUACACUUUCUAGUUUAAAAGGUACUGUGCCCUAAGAUAAAAACCAACACAAUUUAUUUUAACACCUAUUUUCAAGGAAUUGUAUAAUAUAUACAGUGGAUUUAAAAAGUCUACACACCCCUGUUGAAAUUUUUAUUAAAAUUACACCAAAAUAAAUCAUUUUAAUAAAACUUAUUGUGACCUAUAACUCGUACAACUCUAUUUUUAGAGGCAAAAUAGACAUAAUGUUGGUUGCAAAAGUGUGCACACUCUUGUAGCUGUGUAUGUGGGUAGUAGUUGUUUUUUUGUUUUUUUUCUUCUUUCCUGAAGGUUUUGUGCUAGCACUGAUUGAUAUUUGGAACUGUUCAUAAAUUUCCCAUAUAUCCACUGUAACUAUUUAAACUACAGUAAAGCAUCCCAAAAAAAAAGUAAUGCUUUGUUGGUUUUCUUCAAGGCGUACCAGAUAAAUUGGCAAGUGAUUGUUUAUAUGCAGUAUAAAUGUAAAGGAGUAUUAGAGGCAUAAUUUAAACUCAAAUUUUCCAUUCUGUUAUCUGUUUUGUGUGCGUUUUUGCCGGUUUUUCCAUAAUCAUUGUCUUAAAAAUGUGUUUAGCCGUCGAGGCGAGGUCCUCUUGCGCUGGAGCACCGUGAGAGUGAAGAGAGAAUAUUCAUCUCUUUUUUUUGUGUGUGUGAAUAAUAAUAAUAAUGAUGAUAAUAAUAAUAAUAGACCACCGUGCAUGUGUCUGAGGCUUUGUGUACGUCCGGUAAAAAAGGACACACAUAUUCCAUAUUAUCAAAUAAAAAGACAUCUUUGAAAGGA
Messenger RNA from Syngnathus acus (greater pipefish), 2763 nucleotides. It is a transcript of the gene timp2a, whose product is annotated as TIMP metallopeptidase inhibitor 2a. Gene Ontology annotation, molecular function: protease binding; metalloendopeptidase inhibitor activity. The transcript is spliced from 5 exons. Gene Ontology annotation, biological process: negative regulation of membrane protein ectodomain proteolysis; negative regulation of endopeptidase activity. The record is from RefSeq and is a predicted model, not a curated record. NCBI's taxonomy places the organism in Eukaryota, Metazoa, Chordata, Actinopteri, Syngnathiformes, Syngnathidae. Gene Ontology annotation, cellular component: extracellular matrix. The coding region runs from base 230 to 892 and encodes 220 amino acids.